AUGCAAUCAGUUUAUAGAUUAGUUGAGACAGUAAAUCAAUUUUACAGAGAAAUCAAUCCUGCGACUCUUUCUGGUGCGAUUGAUGUAGUUGUUGUGCAAAAACCGAAUGGUGAGCUUGCUUGUUCUCCAUUUCACGUUAGAUUUGGAAAACUUUUAGUUUUGAUGCCACAAGAAAAAAAAGUUGAAAUUACAGUUAAUGGUAAAGUUGUUGAUUUUCCUAUGAAAAUUGGUGAAGCUGGUGAAGCCUUUUUUGUAUUUGAAACUGAAAAUAAUGUUCCAGAAGAACUUCAAACUUCUCCAUUAGAAUUGGAUUUUUUAGACUUGGGUGGUGGUUCAUCAAAUGACCUAUCAUCAAAAAAGAAAGAUCAAGAUUUUAACACGGUUGUUGUAGAUGAACCAGAAACUAUUGAUUAUAUUUAUGGGGUUGGUGGUGAUGGUAGUGACUCAGUUUUAACCGAUUCUAACAUCACUGUUACUCCAACUUCUGAUGACGUCACUGUUAAUGAUGAAUCAAAUCUUUCAAAAGAAUUAUACGAUCCAAACUGUAAUCUAGAUCAGAAAUUAAAAUUUGAUAAUGAUAAUGAUUUAAAUACAAACUUAGUUUCUGAUAAAAUUAAUGAGUCAAUAAAUGGCCGCGAUGUGGAUGACAAGGAUCAAUCGAAUAGUUUAAAUGAAAAGAAUGAUGAUGCAGCAUCAGAAACUUAUAAAGAUAAUAUUAAAAACAUUAAUUCAAAUGAGAAUAAUGAAAACAUAAAUCUAGGGAAAAUUUUUGAUCAAUUACCGAAUGAUCAAAAUCAUUUAAUCUAUGAAAAUGCCAGCAAAAGGAAUCGAGAAAGAACUUCAUCCGUCACUUCGAUCCAUCAAAAUUGGGGGAAACCAGAAGGUCCAUUUUCUGAUACUGAAUUAGAUGAGACACGAAAACCAGAAAAACCUUUAGAACGAAGGAUGAAUAAUAAAACUAGUCCUUUGAGUGAUACUGAAUUAGAGUAUGAACAUAAUAAUCCACCAAAAGAUUCUGAAGAAUGGUCAUGGGGCUGGGGUACACUUCCUGUAAGAAAAUCAGAAAAAUUUGAACAUUGGCAAGAUGAUGAUGCUGAAGAUAAAAAAUGGGAUAAAGGGGAAAAUGAAGAUGGAAACAGUUCAGGUUUUGAAAUUGACGGGAAAAAAUAUCACUUUGAGAUGUCGUUGUGUAAUAAAAAUGCUUUUGGAAGUGAUCUACAAACUGAUGCAGAAUUAUUUCGUCAGAAUUUAGUUACUUAUGAACAAUUUUCUCAAAAUCCUCAAAUAUUAAGUGAUAAAACACUAAAGCCACUUCCAGAAUCGACAAUGGCAUCAUUGGCUAACAAUAGAUUAGAACCUGAUCGCCGGAGAUAUAGUUUAAGGGAAUGGAGUAGAUGGUGGAGUCGUUCUUCAAGUAUAGAACGUCCAAUAAAUAAUAUUAGGGAUAAAGAAAAAGCCAUACAAGAAACUGAAAAGGAUCAAAAUAAAUCAAAGAAGUUUUAUGCAAAAACUUUACGUCUAACUUCAGAUCAAUUAAAAAGUCUUAAUUUGAAAAAAGGGAUGAACACUAUUAUAUUUUCUGUUGCUUCUUAUAAAGGAAAAGCAACUUGUGCUGCUAGAAUUUUUUUGUGGGAUUAUGAUACUAAAAUAGUGAUCUCAGAUAUUGACGGAACUAUCACAAAAUCCGAUGCUCUUGGUCAUGUAUUUGCAAUGAUUGGCAAAGAUUGGACACAUUCUGGUGUUGCUAAAUUAUACAGUGAUAUAAGAAGAAAUGGUUAUCAAAUUUUAUAUUUAACUAGUCGUGCAAUAGGACAGGCAAGUUAUACUAGAGGAUAUUUACAAAAAGUUGAACAAGGUAAAUAUCAACUACCAGAUGGUCCUGUCAUAAUGUCACCAGAUCGAUUAUUAACCGCUUUUCAUAGAGAAGUGAUAAUGCGAAAACCAGAAGUUUUUAAAAUGUCAUGUCUACGUGAUGUUAAAAAAUUAUUUGAUGAUCAUAAUCCUUUUUAUGCUGGAUUUGGUAAUAGGAUAACGGAUGCGUUAUCUUACCGAAGUGUAGAUAUUCCAUCUUCACGAAUUUUUACAAUAGGAUUUAAUGGUGAAGUGAAAUUGGAAUUAUUGACGGGAUACAAAUCAACAUAUGUCGAUUUGACAGAUUUGGUGGACCAAAUGUUUCCACAUGUUGAUAGCAAAGAAUGGGACACAGUAUAUAAUGAUUGGAAUUAUUGGAAACCACCAUUACCAGAAGUUGAAAUACCAUCUGAAAUAUUCAACACUGUCACAUCAACUCCUUCAUCGCCGAAAAGUCAAUCUGUUGCUAUGACAAGUUCACCUAGUUUAGGAAUGAUUAGAAAUUUAGCAGGUAGUAUAAAGAAAUCUAGUAGUAAAUCAAAAGAAAGGAACACAGUUUUUAUUGGAGGUGAUGUUGAUAUGCCAGAGGAUCACGAAAUAUUUGAUUUGGUAGACGAUUUAGAAAAUGCAGAAGGGGAAGAUGUAACUUUUUAUUCAUGGCUUGGAGUAAAACCUACAGCUAGCGAGAAGGAAAUUAAUAAAGCGUAUCGUAAAUUAUCUUUAACUUUACACCCGGAUAAAAAUCCUGAUAGAGAUAGCAAAGAAAAAUUUUCUAGAUUAGGUUUAAUAGGUGCAAUUUUGCGUAAUUCAGAGUCAAGAGAACGAUACAAUUUUUUUCUAAAGAAUGGAGUACCAAAAUGGCGUGGUACUGGCUAUUAUUAUAACCGUCAUAGACCGGGACUUGGUACCGUAAAUCGAGAGAAAUCGCCUGGGGUAAAAGAAUGA
This is a messenger RNA of Entrophospora sp. SA101, 2796 nucleotides long. NCBI's taxonomy places the organism in Eukaryota, Fungi, Glomeromycota, Glomeromycetes, Entrophosporales, Entrophosporaceae. The record is from the annotation of a GenBank genome assembly.